UUUGUUCUUCUCUGCUUAGCUUUUAAGAGUUUCUCUUAAAUUGGUCUGCCUUAUAAGUUUGGGUCAAAAAGUUAAUGGUCUCGAUGUUUAGAUUUCGUUUUUUUUCUUUGUUUCCUUGGAGACCUUUCAAUUCAACAAUUUGAGCUUUUAGGGUUUUUGCUGGAUCUUUGCUGCAGUAGCAAAAAGGGUUUCAACAACUGGAACCUUUCCCUUAGUUUAAGUGUUGGAUGCUUUCUCAAGCUGAAUUUUCCUUUUACAGCUUCACAAGAUUGGUGUUUACUCCUUUGUUGGGUUUGUUAAUGUUAUUGCACCCCAAGGAAACUUCUGCAUCACCAUCCUUUGUGGCCUCGAGCAUUUGUCAGUCUGAUCACUUGACCUACACAAAGCCCUAUCAACAACGGGUUUUGUUCACAAUUAACGGAAUUCCUGUUGACAUAGUCCGAUUUUGCGAAGCCAUACGGUUUCACAAAGCCAAAGGUUGUAUCCUUGGGGACUCUUUUAGACACGACUUCUGCACAGUUCAGUAUCUACGAGGGAGAAGAUUUUUGGAAGAAAAAUUGGUCGAUGAUUCCAAAAGUAUUGAGUCUGAAUCUGAAUAUCAUCAUUUUAAAGUCACCAUGGCAGCAAGCGGGUUUCUCCUCUGGUGUUGUGCGCUCUGUUGUCCUUGCUUCCAUAAGGAGAGGAAAGCAAAUAGUCACGAAGUACUACCGAAGGAAUCUAACUCAGUGCACCAAGUUUCCUCUUUUGAAAUGAGCCCUUCUUCCGAUAAGAUUCCGCCAAGUUCAUUCCGGGCACCACCUAGUCCGUCCCGCGUUCCUCAAAGCCCAUCUAGAUAUGCUAUGUCUCCAAGACCUAGUAGGAUGGGACCCUUGAAUCUGACCAUGAGUCAGAUUGCUACAGCAACCGACAAUUUCUCAGACAAUAAUCGAAUUGGUGAAGGAGGCUUUGGGAUAGUCUAUAAGGGCAUUCUAGAGGACGGCCAGGUGGUUGCCAUUAAACGAGCAAAAAAGGAACACUUUGAGAAUCUGCGAAAGGAAUUUAAAAGUGAAGUUGAUCUUUUAUCGAAAAUUGGCCAUCGAAAUCUAGUCAAGCUUCUUGGUUAUGUUGAUAAAGGAGACGAGCGACUUAUCAUAACCGAGUAUGUCAGAAAUGGUACACUCCGGGAACACUUGGAUGCAGGUGAUCAUGGAAGGAAACUCAAUUUCAAUCAGAGGUUGGAGAUUGUGAUCGAUGUAUGCCAUGGAUUGACUUAUCUCCAUUCUUAUGCAGAAAGACAGAUAAUCCACCGUGACAUAAAAUCCUCGAACAUUCUCCUCACGGAUAGCCUGAGAGCCAAAGUGGCAGACUUUGGAUUUGCACGAGGCGGUCCGGCUGACUCUAACCAGACCCACAUUUUGACCCAAGUGAAAGGAACAGUUGGUUAUCUCGAUCCUGAGUAUAUGAGGACUUAUCAGCUCACCGCCAAAAGCGAUGUUUACUCGUUCGGGAUUUUGCUUGUGGAGAUACUCACAGGCCGUCGCCCAGUGGAAGCCAAACGAGAUCAUGAUGAGAGGAUUACGGUUCGAUGGGCAUUCGAUAAGUACAAUGAAGGUAAAGUGUUUGAAUUGGUGGAUCCAAAGAUUCCAAACGCAAGGGAGCGAGUAGACGAGAAGAUACUAAAGAAGAUGUUCAGUUUGGCAUUUCAGUGUGCUGCCCCGACACGAAAAGAACGGCCAGACAUGGAAGCUGUUGGGAAGCAGCUUUGGGCUAUAAGAUCCAGUUAUCUUAGGCGGUCAAUUGAAUAAAAAAGUAAAUGCUUUUACAACACAAAUGCUAUAGUCUCUGUUGUUAGAUAAUUGCUAUUUUAUAAUUUGCCAUCAAACUACCUCACUCGUUUUAUUCCGAGAGUUUAUUGAUAUGAAGUUAGAUACCUGAAGAUUUUCGCA
Eutrema salsugineum is the source of this 1925-nucleotide messenger RNA. RefSeq names its product calmodulin-binding receptor-like cytoplasmic kinase 3. The transcript has 8 exons. NCBI's taxonomy places the organism in Eukaryota, Viridiplantae, Streptophyta, Magnoliopsida, Brassicales, Brassicaceae. The coding region runs from base 228 to 1784 and encodes 518 amino acids. The record is from RefSeq and is a predicted model, not a curated record. Gene Ontology annotation, molecular function: ATP binding; protein kinase activity. Gene Ontology annotation, biological process: protein phosphorylation.